This is a messenger RNA of Babjeviella inositovora NRRL Y-12698, 1671 nucleotides long. RefSeq lists its product as uncharacterized. Gene Ontology annotation, cellular component: membrane. Gene Ontology annotation, biological process: transmembrane transport. The transcript has 2 exons. Bases 1 to 1671 code for a protein of 556 amino acids. NCBI's taxonomy places the organism in Eukaryota, Fungi, Ascomycota, Pichiomycetes, Serinales. Gene Ontology annotation, molecular function: transmembrane transporter activity. The record is from RefSeq and is a predicted model, not a curated record.
AUGUCUGGCAACACCACUGAUCCUACAGAGGAGCACAAGGUUUAUCUUAACGAUGUUACACCAGGCAACGGGUCCAACGUUCUGAGAAACAGCGACACCGUUCAAGUCUCGCAAGUCUCGUCUUCCUCUACCUUGGACUCAAACCCGUUUUUAGACCCGAAGGUGGAAAAACACUACCGAGAGAUAUACGAAAACAGCAAGUAUGAGUGCCGCCAUGAGUUCGACCCAACCUUCACGUGGGAACCUGAAGAAGAGAAAAAGUUGGUCAGAAAACUAGACUACAGAGUCGCGUUAUUAGCGUGCUUUAUGUUUGUCGCCUUGCAAGUUGAUAGGGGGAAUUUGGCCCAGGCUACCUCGGAUGGGUUAUUGAAAGACCUCAAACUCACUACUAAUGACUACAACACGGGGAACACCCUUUUCUUGGUGGCCUUCUUGUUGGCCGAGUUACCUUCUCAGUUAAUUUCGAAAAGGUUGGGUCCUGAUCGGUGGAUUCCGUUCCAGAUGAUUGCUUGGUCCGUUAUUGCCGCUUCUCAAGCUGCGAUGAAAAAUAAAGCCGGAUUCUAUGCCACCAGGUACUUGAUUGGAACAUUAGAGGGUGGUUUCAUUCCGGACGUGGUUUUGUGGUUGUCCUACUUCUACACAUCUAAGGAAUUACCAAUGAGAUUAUCCUGGUUCUGGACCACUUUAUCGUUAACUCAGAUUGCCACCUCUUUGUUAGCUGCCGGGAUUUUAAAGUUACGAGGCCAUGGUGCCUUACCUGGUUGGGCGUGGUUGUUUUUGAUUGAGGGCUUGUUUACAUUGGUUAUCGGGGUUGCGGCUGUGUUCCUCAUGGUUCCUUCUGCCGUGCAGACCAAAGCUCGGUGGAGACCUAAUGGGUGGUUCACGGACCGGGAAAUCAAGAUUGUUGUUAACCGUGUCUUGAGAGACGAUCCUUCAAAGGGGGAUAUGCACAACCGUCAAGCCAUCACGCCUAAGUUGUUAUGGAAGGGUAUUUCAGAUUACGACUUGUGGCCAAUUUAUUUUAUUGGAUUGGUUGCGUAUGUUCCCACCGGAACGCUCACGUCAUAUCUCUCCCUUAAUUUACGAGCAAUGGGGUUUACGACCGUACAAACAAACUUGUUGAACGUCCCUUACCUGGUCAUUCAUAUCAUCUUACUCCUCAUCAUCACGUGGGCCACAGUGAAGUAUAACCUGAGAUCUCUCAUUUCACUUUUCCAGCCGUUUUAUACAGUUCCCCUCCUUGGAGUUCUUUGUUGGUGGAAGGGGGCAAUGAAAGACAAGUGGGGAACUUAUGUGGUUUCAACUUUGAUUUUGGGUAACCCGUACAUCCACGCAAUUUGUGUGAGUUGGUGUUCGACUAACUCAAAUUCCAUCAAGACACGAACCAUUUCUGCCUCCGUGUAUAACAUCUGUGUGCAAUUGGGGAACAUUAUCGCCAAUAACGUAUACAGAACAAAGGAUUUGCCCUUGUACCAUGUGGGUAAUAGGAUAUUGUUUGCCUUUGCAGUGAUCAUGUUUCCUACGCUUAUUCUCACCAGAUACUAUUAUGUUUGGAGAAAUAAGAAGCGCGAUGAAGUGUGGAAUGCCAUGACCGAGGAGGAGAAGGAAGAGUACGUGGAAGUGAACAAGCAUUUGGGAAAUAAGAGAUUAGAUUUCAGAUUUGUCUAUUGA